This is a messenger RNA of Anneissia japonica, 1064 nucleotides long. RefSeq lists its product as uncharacterized. The transcript has 3 exons. Lineage: Eukaryota; Metazoa; Echinodermata; Crinoidea; Comatulida; Comatulidae. The record is from RefSeq and is a predicted model, not a curated record. The coding region runs from base 1 to 633 and encodes 210 amino acids.
AUGGACAGUGACUUUGGGUGUUGCCUGAGGCUAAAGGACCAAAGAAAAUGGAAUAUUCGAAUGAGUAGGGUGGAGCCAGAUCCCCUACAUAUACCCAUAAUAUCAAAGGAAACAAGAGAGAACAGGAAAGAAGGAAAAAGACACAGCAGAGAAGAAGGAACACUGAGAGAUCCCGAUCGGAACUCCAGCACACAGAAACGUAAUGGUCUAGUGGUAAAAGUCAGUGAUACGUCGAACUUCACUGAAUGUGACCAGUGUGGUUCCACUAUAUACAAGGCCGACGGACCGAUUGUUGAAAGGAAAUGUCCCCUCACAAGGACUUGGCAAUUUGUAAAGAUAUUUUCACCACAAGCUCUCAACGUAUGCGAAGUUGAAAUAUUUGAAGCAAAUCUGGGAAACGCAUAUUUUAAGACGCGUACUACAACCAAUGAAUUUGGAUGUAAGUUCGGACUGAAUGAAUCUACACAAAGAUUAUGUAUCAGAUGUGCGAUGCGUUGUUUAAGGGAUCAUCGGUGCGAGUCGUUUGAAUACGACGGAGAUUCGCAAUGCCAGCUACAAUUGGAAAGGGACCAAGGUGAACAGCUCAGAAAUACACGAUUAUGGAAUGCCAACCGAAUCGUUCAUUCUCGUUAACUGUUUGGCAUCUUUGUCAUUGCUCGACUUGAAUCGUAAUGAAAAGAGUAUUGGUUCGUGUUGAACGUACAAUGAAUGUACAAUUCGAAUUGAUGUUUGCACCGUAUUAAUUGUACUAAAUACAAUUGCUUUGUAAUGGGAUUAACUGUUAUUGAGUAGGCCCAUGUCAACCAUUAUUUUAACAAAAUACAUUUAAAUUAUGUUAACGUAAUUUUCAAAAAUUAAUAUAGGGGCAGUAGAAUAUUAUACUUUAUGAUUUCCUUUUAAUAGGUCUAUAAUUUAUUACUUCAGUUGUUAGUUAAUUAUUUUCCUUUGGUUUGAUUUUCCUCACUGUACAAACAAUUGGCCAGACAAGGAUUCAUAUUUAACGGUUGAGUCAGUGGUGGCACCAGCGGUGGGCUGGAGCCAGCCUAUCUCAUCCCACCACCAUA